CACUCGAAACUCCCCAUGCCACUGAUGAUUUCUUUCCCUCCCCCCGCAGGCUCACGUUCUCGCCGCUCCCGAGUCCGGUUUCGCAGCCGCCGUCCCGAAGCAGCCGCGCACUUCCCAAAAAGUAGCUCCAUGCCUCCGCCCCUCGGUUACCGCAGCGCUGCGGCCCCUUUAACGCCGGCGCGGGGAGGGCGGUGGGGUCGGGCUGCGCCUGCGCGUUGUGGGGGCGGCUCGGGACGCGGGUUCGAGUCCCGGUCCCGCCGGCCUGCUCGCUCCUCCCCGAGCCGCAGCUCGGCCAUGGACGCGGCGCCGGAGGAGUGCCUCGCGGGAGCGGUGGCUGAGCCGGACGGCCUGCCCUGCUCGGAGCCGCCUGCGCCCCGCCUGAGCGCGGCGGAGCUCGACCGCGAACUGGACUCCCGCAGCGAGCCGAUCGAUGACAAGGAGUUCGACAUCCCUCAAGUCGAUACCCCCCCAACGCUGGAGAGCAUCCUGAACGAGACUGAUGAUGAAGAAGAGUCUUUCAUUUUGGAAGAUCCCUUUCUCUUGAACAUUGAUAACACGGAUACACACUCCUAUGACACAUCUUCUGUAGCAAGCUCUGACAGUGGGGACAGGACACACCUGAAAAGGAAGAAAAAACUCCCAGAUUCUCUCUCUCUCCAUGGAUCGGUUAUAAGACUCUCACUUCUGAAAGGAAUUUCUGCCCAAAUUGUAUCUGCAGCAGACAAAGUGGAUGCUGGUUUGCCUACUGCAAUAGCAGCAUCAAACCUGAUAGCAGUGGGGACUUCCCAUGGGCUAGCGCUGAUUUUUGAUCAAAACCAGGCUCUUCGGCUGUGUCUGGGCAGCACUGCUGUUGGGGCCCAGUAUGGGGCUAUCUCUGCUCUCAGCAUCAACAAUGACUGCUCAAGGCUCCUGUGUGGCUUUGCAAAAGGACAGAUCACAAUGUGGGAUCUGGCCAGUGGGAAGCUGCUACGAUCAAUAACAGAUGCUCACCCCCCAGGAACAGCCAUUUUGCACAUUAAGUUUACAGAUGACCCAACACUUGCAAUUUGCAAUGACAGCGGAGGCUCCGUAUUUGAACUCUCAUUUAAGAGGGUUAUGGGAGUGAGAACAUGUGAAUCUCGAUGUCUCUUCAGUGGCUCAAAGGGGGAGGUUUGUUGUAUUGAACCAUUACAUGCAAAAGUUGAGCUGAGAGACCAUCCUAUCACCCAGUACUCACUGCUGGCCAUGGCCUCACUAACAAAGAUACUGGUUAUUGGCCUGAAGCCAUCUUUGAAAGUGUGGAUGACCUUUCCCUAUGGUCGUAUGGACCCUUCUAGUGUCCCUCUCCUGGCGUGGCACUUCGUGGCUGUGCAGAACUCAGUGAACCCCAUGCUUGCGUUUUGUAGAGGUGAUGUUGUUCAUUUUCUUCUGGUAAAAAGAGAUGAUACUGGUGCAAUACAUGUCACUAAGCAAAAGCAGCUCCAUCUACACUAUGACCUCAUCAACUUUACUUGGAUAAACUCACGAACAGCAGUGCUUCUGGACAGUGUGGAGAAGCUGCAUGUCAUAGAUCGUCAGACACAGGAGGAGUUGGAGACCAUAGAGAUUCCAGAAGUUCAGCUGGUCUACAACAGCAGCCACUUCAAGUCGCUGGCUACGGGAGGCAAUGUCAGUGAAGCACUGGCACUGGUUGGAGAGAAAGCUUGCUAUCAGUCCAUCAGCAGCUGUGGUGGCCAGAUCUUUUACCUGGGAACUAAGUCAGUUCAUGUCAUGACGUUGAGGAGCUGGAGAGAGAGAAUUGAUCACCUUCUGAAACAAGAGCGUCUCACUGAUGCCCUGGCUCUUGCUUGGUCCUUUUAUGAAGGCUUGUCCGGGGACACGAGCAAGCGGAAAGCAGUAAUUGCAGACAGAAUGGUUGAGAUCCUUCUCCAUUAUGCUGAUCGGACUUUGAAGAAGUGCCCUGACCAAGGAAAAAUCCAGGUUAUGGAGCAACACUUUCAGGAUGUGGUGCCUGUCAUAGUUGAUUACUGCCUCCUGCUCCAGCGCACGGAUCUAUUAUUUAACCAGAUCUAUGAUAAGAUGAGUGAGAAUUCUGUAGCCAAAGGAAUCUUCCUGGAGUGCUUGGAGCCAUAUAUCUUAAGUGAUAAGCUGAUGGGAAUCACAGCUCAAGUGAUGAAAGACUUGCUCCUUCACUUCCAAGACAAGAACAGGUUGGAAAAUAUGGAAGCCUGCAUCGUGCAUAUGGAUAUCACCAGCCUGGACAUACAGCAGGUGGUCCUUCUGUGCUGGGAAAACCAUCUCUAUGAUGCAAUGAUCUACGUCUACAACAGUGGAAUGAAUGACUUCAUCAGUCCCAUGGAGAAGCUGUUCAAAGUCAUUGCUCCUCCACUGAAUGCUGGGAAGUCUCUCACAGAUGAGCAAGUGGUAAUGGGCAACAAGCUGCUUGUGUAUAUAAGCUGCUGCUUGGCAGGCCGUGCAUAUCCUUUGGGUGAUAUUCCUGAAGAUCUGGUACCUCUGGUUAAAAAUCAGAUCUUUGAGUUUCUCAUCCGGCUGCAUUCAACGGAGGGAUCCGUGGAUGAGGAGGUCUACCCUCACAUUCGUACCUUGCUGCACUUCGACACUCGGGAAUUCCUUAAUGUUCUUGCUUUGACUUUUGAAGACUUUAAGAAUGACAAGCAAGCUGUGGAAUAUCAACAGCGAAUUGUGGACAUACUUUUGAAAGUCAUGGUAGAGAAUUCUGACUUCACCCCAUCGCAGGUUGGCUGUCUCUUUACUUUCCUGGCCCGUCAGCUCGCCAAGCCCAACAACACGCUGUUUGUGAACAGAACGCUUUUUGAUCAGGUCCUUGAAUUUCUAUGCAGUCCAGAUGAUGACUCCCGGCAUUCAGAGAGGCAGCAGGUCCUGUUAGAAUUGCUGCAGGCAGGAGGGAUAGUGCAGUUUGAAGAGAGCCGUCUUAUCCAAAUGGCAGAAAAAGCUGAAUUUUAUCAGAUUUGUGAGUUCAUGUAUGAGCGAGAGCUUCGCUAUGACAAAAUCAUUGACUGUUACCUGCGUGAUCCAGUGAGAAAGGAAGAAGUUUUCAACUAUAUUCACAACAUCCUGUCCAUGCCUGGCUACAGUGUUGAAGAAAAGCAGUCAGUGUGGCAGAAAGCUUUGGAACAUAUAGAGGAGUUGCUGCUACUCAGCCCAUGUAAAGCAGCUGACUUGGUGGCCAUCCACUUCAAUGAGCAGAUUGAGAGCAUCAUUGCAAACCUUCAGGACCAGUUCUUACUGUUCCAAUUUCUAAGGAGUCUGCUUGAUCCAAGAGAAGGCAUCAACCAAAACCUGCUGCACCUACCGCCCCACGUCACGGAGCAGUUCAUCGAGCUGCUGUGUCAGCACAGCCCUGACCACGUUCUGGAGACUCUGAAAGUCCUGGAAUACUGCAGGCUGGAGGAAACCAUCCAGAUAACCCAGAAACAUCAGCUCCAUGAAGCUUCCUCAUAUUUACUGGAGAAGAAGGGAGAUAUCCACGGUGCCUUUCUGGUUAUGCUCGAGCGAUUGCAGAGCAAGUUGCUGAUGCUUACACAAGAUGAUGGAGGUUCAGCAGAACUCCCCUUGCUAGAAGCCAUUGAAGAUACCCUAAUGAAAACAAUUGCCCUUUGCCAGAGGAAUUCACACAACUUAAACCAGCAACAGCGAGAGGCCCUCUGGUUUCCCCUGCUGGAGGCUAUGAUGUCCCCACAGAAAUUGUCUGGCUCUUCACAGUACCAAUAUGCUGAAUCCUUGAAGAGUCUGACGAUGCAAGUGCUGAACAACAUGGCUGCAUUUAUUGCUCUUCCUUCAAUCCUGCAGAGAAUUCUACAGGAUCCAGUUUAUGGAAAAGGGAAACUUGGAGAAAUUCAGGGUCUCAUCUUGGGAAUGCUGGACACAUUUAACUACGAACAAACCCUUUUAGAGACGACCACAAAUCUUCUCAACCAUGAUCUCCACUGGUCCCUGUGUAACCUAAGAGCUUCUGUCACUAGAGGGCUUACCCCAAAGCAGGAUUACUGCUGCAUUUGUCUACAGCAGUACAAAAGGAGGCAAGAAAGCGCUGAUGAAAUCAUUGUGUUCAGCUGUGGCCAUUUAUACCAUUCCCUGUGUCUGCUGAGUAAGGAGUGCGGGGCAGUAAGCAAAGACCUGAUGCGGUGGAUGUGCUAUAAAUGCAACUCGAGCAACAAGGGAGGAAAACUGAGCGAGAACUUCUCAGAGCUGAAAAAAGGAAGUGGAACAUCCUUGGCACAGACAGGGUCAGAGUCUGUGUUGGACCCUCAGCAAAUCCAGGCCUUUGACCAACUCUGCCGACUCAACCGUGGGACCUCCCGGUUAGCUCUCCUGACUGAGCUGUCCCACGCCCACGGUGGGGAGAAGCAUGGGCUGCUCAGUGUUUCCCAUGGGGACCCUGCUGCCAGCAGCGUCUUCCAGAAUGAGACCUUCCAGCUGCACCUGGCCCCCCCGCCACUGAUGGAUGACUAGCACUGCUGCCUGCACACCUGCUGCUGGGAUGAUUUCCCAGGACAACACUGGGCUUCUUCCUCCGCCACCAUUCCCAGAACCCUUCAUGCUAUGUGGUCCUGCUGGGUGCUCACAGAUCUGCAGCGGUGGCUGAGCUCCUGGCUGUAUGGCAGCUGAGGGGCAGCAGGACUGGGCAAUGCGAAGUCAGAGGUCAGCCCAAGGUUCUGAAGCGCUGCAGCUGCCUGUACUGACCUGGAAGCUUGCAGCAGCACCUGUAACUGCCAAAUGACUGCCAGUUCCACAGGAGGAGCAUGCCCGGAGUCUUCGUGCUUCAAGGAGCUGUGCUGUUUUUGUGGGUGGAUGCCAUGCCCCAUUGCCUCAUGUCAGUUGUGGAGUUUGAGGGCAAAGAAUGGGAAAACUUGAAAAAGGCUGCAGACUGCAGAAAACUAUCUGUGCGUGAGGAAACUAACUGGCGUAUAGUGUGUUCCUACAAAUCUCCAUUAAAAAGGCCCUUGGUUGAAACUA
Molecule: messenger RNA, 4977 nt
Organism: Numida meleagris (helmeted guineafowl)
Lineage: Eukaryota; Metazoa; Chordata; Aves; Galliformes; Numididae
Gene: VPS8
Product: VPS8, CORVET complex subunit
Biological process (GO): protein targeting to vacuole; endosomal vesicle fusion
Cellular component (GO): late endosome; early endosome; HOPS complex
Molecular function (GO): protein binding
Source: RefSeq, a predicted model, not a curated record